Messenger RNA from Didymosphaeria variabile, 1137 nucleotides. RefSeq lists its product as uncharacterized. The transcript has a single exon. The record is from RefSeq and is a predicted model, not a curated record. NCBI's taxonomy places the organism in Eukaryota, Fungi, Ascomycota, Dothideomycetes, Pleosporales, Didymosphaeriaceae. The coding region runs from base 1 to 1137 and encodes 378 amino acids.
AUGAAGAAAAGCCUCGAAGCAUGCCACUUCGCCCCUUGCAUGCACACCGUCUCUCCCGCCUUCCAAACCCUCUUCGACAAACUCCCAGGCCAACACACCUGCCCCUCCUGCCUCAUCAAAUCCAUCAUCCACACGCUACGCUGCGCCCGAACGGGAAUCGGGCGGCGCGGUGGAAUCUUCGUGUCGAAGGAGAAAGGUCAGGCUGACCAACCUAACAGCACGCGCAAAGCAAUCCGGAAUGAGCAGGUAGACCAUGGUCGGUGGACUGACCUCUGGGGUAUGGCGAGUGUGCAAGGAUUUCGGGUUGCGGAGCUGCUUGAAGGUUUCAUUGAGGAAGAGGGUGAUAGCGAGAAAGAGAAGGAGGAUGCGAAGAGGGCGGUUGAGAUAUGGAGGGAGUUCAGGAGGAUAGCGAUGGUGAUGCCGGGGAUGAAAAUCGAGGGUGAGGUGGAUGUGGAGUUGUUGACGAAGUAUAUCAGGUUGAUGGUAGUGAAGUUGCUCAGGGAGGUUGAAGAAGAGGAUAGCAAGGGCGUUCCGGUGGAGAAGGUGAUCAGCAAGGAGGUCGAAGAGGAAGACUCGAAGGUGGCUCCGAUCGUGAGGGCACAUUCGCAGCAGUCCAGUGUUGAAGGCAGUCCAGCGCCUGGUCUUGCUGGUUUGCGGUCAUGUCUCAAACGCAAACACACUUCGGAUGCCAUCAAUACCAAGUCAAGAUCCAAAAAGCGCGUCACGUUCGAUAAAUACGCGGCUGUCUCCUCAGACCAUUACAAUAUCAUCGCACACCCCUUCUCGCCGACUCUUCGCAAGCAACCUACCAUCGAAUCUCAUCGACCCAACGCAUUCCGCGAGACUCGUGACCGGCAGAAACUCAUGCGGCGCACGUCAAUGCUUUACAAACCUGGACGGUGGUCUUCCCCAGCGGGAUACGAGAAGCAGAAUACAAGCUGGAGAGGGACGGAAUGGUGGCAUCUUGUUGGACCCUUCGGAGUAAUGAAGGCGGAUGAAGAAAAGUGGGAAGCGCAAUGGAAUGAGGGUCUGCGGGUAGCAAGCGUCUUCAAGGAGAUUUGCGAUACUUGGAUGGCGAACAGGAAGUCACUCGAGGAGGAAGACCCCAGUGACGGAGCGAAGUGUGGUAGCAUGUGA